Rhineura floridana is the source of this 1589-nucleotide messenger RNA. RefSeq names its product doublecortin domain containing 2B (gene DCDC2B). NCBI's taxonomy places the organism in Eukaryota, Metazoa, Chordata, Lepidosauria, Squamata, Rhineuridae. Gene Ontology annotation, cellular component: microtubule; microtubule organizing center. The transcript is spliced from 11 exons. The record is from RefSeq and is a predicted model, not a curated record. Gene Ontology annotation, biological process: intracellular signal transduction. The coding region runs from base 30 to 1391 and encodes 453 amino acids.
GUUCCCUCCCCUGCUGAGUUCUGGCAGCUAUGGAAACGGCAAGCCUUGCUCUCGGGACAGAGCUGCUUGGACUGGGUUUGCAGGUCAGUUGUGGGAGCUCACUGGGCUUCCCCCUUCCUUUCCAGCUUGGGCCUUCCCAGGACGAGGCACCUACUGGUGCCCACAGACCGAGAGGCAUGAGCUCUGGGGCAGUAGCGGUGGCACCUCUGGCCAGAAACGUGGUGGUGUAUCGCAAUGGGGACCCCUUCUUCCACGGCAAGAAGUUUGUGGUGAGCCAGCGCCGGUUCCUGACCUUUGAGGCCUUUUUGAACGAGGUGACCAGCACAAUCCAGGCCCCCAUGGCGGUCAGGAGCAUCUAUACCCCACGGCAGGGCCAUCGGGUCUCCGACCUGGACGAGCUGCAGAAUGGGCGCCAGUAUGUUGCUGGAGGCUUUGAGCGGUUCAAGAGACUGGAUUAUCUAAACCCUGGAAUGAAGCAACUCAGUGGGAACCAGAAAAAAGACAGAGUGCAGAACCAUCCAGUUGUUCCCCAGAGGAUACCUGUUUCGACACGAUGGAGGAGACAGGUGAACUUGCCCUGCAUUAUACAUGUUUUCCGCAAUGGGGACUUGCUGAGUCCCCCCUUCCGCCUGAUACUCACCAAGGGCACUGUGCAGGAAUGGAACUCUGUCCUGGCCCUCUUGUCACAAAAGGCAAACCUACGGAGUGGAGCAGUUAAAAAGCUCUGCAAGUUGAAUGGCGAUGCCGUCUCCAGUGGGGAGGAUUUGGUGAGUGGCGACUACUACGUGGCCGUGGGGCUGGAGAAGUACAAAAGUCUGCCCUAUUUUGAACUGUUGGUGCCCCCAAAGAUAGCGCACCGGUCACUGCGGAACCUCUCUCGUAACAGAAGAAGGAACUACAAUCGAGAGUUUGAUAAGCAACCCCUGGCUCUCCAAGAUGGGUCCAGUGACUCGGCACUCCUUGAAUCCCCACGACAGCGGAACCUUCGGAGGGUGCAGUCCAUGGGGAUUGUGCAGAAAGUGAACAGCCCAAAUUCUUCUGGGGUGCAGCGCAAAAAAGCCAGGAAACAUCCAUGCAAAGAUGAGGAGUCCAUCUUUCAUGCCAAGCCAAGCCAAGCUGGGCAGGUCAGCAAGAACUCGCACCAGAAUUCUGACCAAGACGAAGAAAGUGUUUAUAAAAUGAAAGGGGCAAGGGAAGAGAUUAAGGAUGCCCAGGAAAUUGGGGAAGAUGAAAACACGCAGGUGGAUUUGCCUCUUGAUCAGAAAGCUGCAGAGACAGUGGAGGAGGAAGUCAUGCUGAAAACUAAAGCAUUGCCCCACAAGGUUGAGAAUACUGACAAGCUACAGAAGGCCCACACCAUUCAGCAUUCUGCUGGCGACUCGAGGAAGUGACAAGCAAGCCCUGAUUCCACCCGGCCUGAAGAGACUGAGCUGCGGCUGAGAAAUGACUGUGAUAAAACCAGGACCCAGCAAGGCUUUUCCUGUGGGGGGUGGGGGAGAUCUUAAACCAACUGCAUGCUGGUUUUGUGCAGUCUUUGUCUCGAAUGCUUAUCUUAUGGAUGAUCUCGAAAUAAAUUUGUAAAAUCAGAA